GGCCGCGGAAGAGGACCCCGUCGCGACCGCGUCCCCUCGGGUCCUUGAGCCGGUGCCCACCGCGGAGCAAUGGCCUUGAGGCUGCUGAGGGUGGUCCCAGCGUCGGCGUCGGCGCAGGGCCUGGCGGUGGUCGCCCAGCGCGUGGCAAGAAUUCAUACAAGUGUACAGUGCAAGCUACGGUAUGGCCCUUUGGCGUACAUACUCGGCGAAAGAACAACCAAAAGAUUCACAGAACGCAGCAAAGUGAUAACUGUAGAUGGCAAUAUAUGUUCUGGAAAAGGCAAGCUCGCGAAAGAAAUAGCAGAGAAAUUAGGCUUAAAGCACUUCCCGGAGGCAGGGGUGCAUUACGCAGACAGCACUACGGGAGAUGGGAGGGCCCUGGACAUAGAGCUCAGUGGCAGCUGCAGCGUGGAGAAGUUCUACGACGACCCGAAGAGUAAUGACGGCAACAGCUACCGCCUGCAGUCCUGGCUGUAUGCCAGCCGCCUCCUGCAGUACGCGGACGCCUUGGAGCACCUGCUGAGCACGGGACAAGGUGUUGUAUUGGAGCGCUCCAUCUUCAGUGACUUUGUUUUCUUGGAGGCGAUGUAUAACCAGAGAUUCAUCCGGAAGCAGUGUGAGUCGGGGCUGCAGGGACAGCAGCACCGUGUGGGGGUUGUUGGAGGUCUGACAGUGGACACGGACAAGGGAUGUUCCGAAGGCCGGCGUGUAAGUCGCAUCGUCCCGCUCUGUGGCUGUGGCGUGCGGUCUCCGGGCCCGGUGCUUGCGUUCUGCGGGGACGAGAAGCGCUGCGGGGCGGGGCUGCCAUCCCGGCACCUGCAGGGGCCCCGUGUCGCGGGCACGCUGCCCGUGCUGACAGCUGUGCUUCUGUGA
This is a messenger RNA of Leptonychotes weddellii (Weddell seal), 873 nucleotides long. The record is from RefSeq and is a predicted model, not a curated record. Lineage: Eukaryota; Metazoa; Chordata; Mammalia; Carnivora; Phocidae.